This is a messenger RNA of Pseudomyrmex gracilis, 2120 nucleotides long. It is a transcript of the gene Idh, whose product is annotated as isocitrate dehydrogenase [NADP] cytoplasmic. The record is from RefSeq and is a predicted model, not a curated record. Gene Ontology annotation, biological process: isocitrate metabolic process. Gene Ontology annotation, molecular function: magnesium ion binding; NAD binding; isocitrate dehydrogenase (NADP+) activity. Bases 559 to 1995 code for a protein of 478 amino acids. Lineage: Eukaryota; Metazoa; Arthropoda; Insecta; Hymenoptera; Formicidae. The transcript has 2 exons. Gene Ontology annotation, cellular component: peroxisome; mitochondrion; cytosol.
UUAUGCCGCCGAUUGUGUUCCAACAGCGAUAAAAUAAGAUAAUCGCAAUCAUGUCGUAAUCAAAUUUCAAAAGUCAUCACACAUUCGAGAACCAAUGGGGAGAAGAGAGCGAGAGCAUAUUUACAUUUUAUUAUGUUGAUUUUCCGGUAAAAAUAUUAAAGAUAGGAGCUGAUAACACCGUGACGAAAUGUAACAUAUUAACACAGUUUCUGCUACUCAGACAUCAGUUAAAGUUGCGUAUUUCGCCUAUCAACUUUGAUACGAGAGAAGAAUUUCUUAAUGCGAUUAAAAUCAACUCUCAUCGAUUUACUUAUAUACAGAUUUGUAUGGUGCAAAUUCCAAAGUUUACAUACACUAUAUAUACAUAUAGAAUAUAUAGAAGUUUACUUGAGAUAUAACUUUGGUAAUUUUAUCGAGAUAUCUCUUGCAAAUGGCUAUCGUCGCUGUAUAUAAAUUAUCAUAAUUGGUGCCGUGAAAUAAAAGAAAAACAACAAAACGAAAUAUUAAAGAAUACAUAAAUAAAGAGGUAGCGGUGACGUAUGCGUACUGAAGGUUGCCAUGUUUAAAACCUACCGUGCUUUUCAGUCAUACCCGCAUUUUAUAAAAACUGUACAGUUAUGCUGUUCAAUACAGUCAGUUAGUUACGGUGUUCCGUUGUUGUCGCAAUCGUCGUUUGCACAGAGAUUCGAUCGUUGCUAUCACUAUUUGCAACACAAUUCGUCGUCGGUAGAAUCACUCGUGAAAAUUUUUGGUGCCUCAUAUACUACAAUGACAAAAAUAAAGGUUGGUCCAGUUGUUGACAUCCUUGGAGAUGAGAUGACACGUAUCAUAUGGGAUUCAAUCAAAGAAAAACUCAUUUUACCUUAUUUAGACAUUGAAUUACAUACUUAUGAUUUAGGUAUUGAAAAUCGUGAUGCUACAAAUGAUCAGGUAACAAUAGACUGUGCAGAAGCAAUCAAACGUUACAAUGUUGGUGUCAAAUGCGCUACUAUUACACCUGAUGAGAAACGUGUAGAAGAGUUUAAACUGAAGCAGAUGUGGAAGAGUCCUAAUGGAACUAUCAGAAACAUCUUAGGUGGUACAGUAUUCCGCGAAGCAAUCAUCUGUAAAAAUAUACCACGUUUGGUGGUGGGCUGGAAAGAGCCAAUCAUCAUUGGUAGACAUGCGCAUGCUGAUCAGUAUAAAGCCACAGAUUUUGUGGUACCUGGACCAGGUAAACUGGAGAUCACAUGGACAGGUAUUUCUGGUGAGAAAAUCGAACACACUGUUCAUAAUUUUAAAGGUCCGGGUAUAGCUCAAGCUCAAUAUAAUACCGACGAGAGCAUACGCGCAUUUGCUCAUAGCUCAUUUCAGUAUGCACUAUCGCGCAAUUAUCCACUUUAUUUGUCUACAAAAAAUACAAUUCUCAAGAAGUACGACGGUCGCUUCAAGGACAUAUUCCAGGAAAUAUACGAAAAAGAAUACAAACAACAGUUUGAGGCAAAGAAUGUAUGGUACGAACAUCGACUGAUCGAUGAUAUGGUGGCAUACGCUAUGAAGUCCGAAGGUGGCUUUGUAUGGUCGUGUAAAAACUAUGACGGCGAUGUACAGUCGGAUUCAGUCGCACAGGGCUAUGGUUCCUUGGGCAUGAUGACUUCGGUUCUUUUAUGUCCGGAUGGUCGCACGAUCGAAGCUGAGGCUGCUCAUGGUACUGUUACUCGCCACUACCGUCAGUAUCAACAAGGCAAGGAAACAUCUACUAACCCGAUUGCAUCUAUUUUUGCAUGGACCCGCGGAUUGUUACAUCGCGCCAAACUUGACAACAAUGUUUCUCUACAACACUUCGCCAAAACUCUGGAGAAAGUUUGCAUAGAUACCAUUGAAUCCGGUUAUUUCACGAAAGAUCUCGCCAUAUGCAUUAAGGGCAUGAAUAACAUCACUAGAAGUGAUUAUCUGGAAACGUUCGAAUUUAUGAACAAGCUGGCUGACAACUUAAAGAAGCAGCUCAAUGCGUGACUCAUUAAGUGCAAUGUAAAACCUAUGAGCCUGCGAGCCAAAUAUUAAGAGUCCUUUUUUUUUAUAUAAAUUUAUAUAUUUUAAUAACAACACAAAUAAAUAUGGUUGCGGUAAAAGAAAGUUUA